AUGACAAGCGCCGUAGUGCCUUUUUCUAUUGACUCUGGGCUCUUCGCAAUCAAUGGCACCGCAGGACAAGCUACGGUCAAAAUCCACAACACCAAUACCGGCAAAAUCAUCCACUCAACACUCACAACCGAAAAUGGAGAAUCUUCAGCUCGAGGUGGAUUUGAGGUCGAUGGCGUAUCAGGCGAGGCUGCGCGCAUUCAACUGGACUUUCUGAACCCUGCAGGGUCGAGAACAGGGAAACUGCUCCCGACGGGGAGCAAAAUAGAUGAGUUCGAUGGAAUACGGACAUCUUGCAUUGAUGUUGGAAAUCCUUGCUGCUUUGUACAGGCUGAGGAAAUGGGUGUUGAUGGAGGGUACACUCCAGAUCAGAUUGAACAGCAUCCAGAUCUGCUUCGACGACUGGAUUCCAUUCGAAGACAAGCCGGGGUCAAGAUGGGCCUCGCCAGCUGUCCAGGUGAAGUUCCAGGCAGUGUUCCAAAGAUAUGCGUGGUCUCACCUAGUGACGAUUCUUCCAAUGUGGACCUUCGACUUCGAGCCAUCUCUGUCGGUCAACCACACAAAGCAGUGCCCAUCACUGUUGCGCUUUCUACUACGGCAGCCUCCAAAUUGGCAGGUACCGUUGUCCAGGAGUGCGUUUCACCUACUAUGGUGGAUCCAGCUGGUGUAACUCUCGGUCACGCCAGCGGGACCUUGAUGGUCUGA
This is a messenger RNA of Exophiala aquamarina CBS 119918, 702 nucleotides long. RefSeq lists its product as uncharacterized. The coding region runs from base 1 to 702 and encodes 233 amino acids. The transcript has a single exon. NCBI's taxonomy places the organism in Eukaryota, Fungi, Ascomycota, Eurotiomycetes, Chaetothyriales, Herpotrichiellaceae. The record is from RefSeq and is a predicted model, not a curated record.